AUGGAAGGACAAUCAAAUUAUUUUUUAGAUUGCGCAAAAUAUCAAUUUCGUAAAAUAAAAUUAUUACCUUUAUUAAUCGCUAUAUUUGUAAUAUUUUUAUUUGCUAUACCUUAUUAUACCAAAUAUAAUGAAAAUGAUAAUCCUCCUUUGGUAGACCUUGAAGGUAAUGCUCCACCUCUCUCUGAUGAUGAUGAUAAUAUACAAAAUUCAAAAUGUCCAAAUUAUAAAAUGGUGUUAUUUAUUUCUUCGGAAAUGGAAAAUAUUGAAAAACGUAUGUUAAUGAGGGAAGAAUUAUUUGGUAUAACUGAUAAUUUGGUUCCUUGUAUGAAACAAGAUACUUCAAAAAUUUUUUAUAAAUUUUUGAUCAAGAAAAAAAAACCUCUUGAUGAUGAAGCUUUUAGAAACUUUUUAUCUGAAAAAAUGGAAUAUAAUGAUAUAGAAGAAAUUACUCCUAAAGUUGGUGAAGAUUGGGAACAAUUGAUGCUCAAAUAUGCCCAAUUAUUACAAGAAUCAUGUAUAACAUUCGAUCAUUUAAUAUUGAUCGAUGUUUACACUAUGAUAAAUCUCGAAAAACUUCAAGAUAAAAUUUCUUCUUUGUCAAUUGCCAAUCAAACAAUUUCAAAUACGAAUAAGAUGGUAUGGGGAUCAUUCAACACUAAUUUAACAGAUAAUAUGGCAACUAUAUUAGGAUCAUCUGCCAUAAAACCAAUUCUUAAUCAUUCAAAUCAUCCUUCAAAGAAUUAUACUAGUAUUAUAUCAAGAUUUUAUUAUCAUCAUUUAAAUCAUCCAAAUGAAAAAAUUCCUGAUGAUUUGAUCUUAAUUAAUGAUCCAUUAAGUAUAGUAGAAUGGCCAAAUUCUAUCAAAAGUAUUCCUUGCGUAGAUUGUAUUAUAGCUAUAGGUCAUAUUUAUCAAGAUUGGGAAGUUAGAAAGAUUAAAGAUAAACUUAAGAUUUCAACGAUUAUUCCUUGUAAAGUUCGUUCAGAUAUUGAAAUGUAUUCAAAGAAUACAAGUAAAUUAAGAUCAAAUAUAGUUGUAAUGACAAGUAGUUUCUUAUAUAGUGACAAUUGUAUGUUAGAAGCUGCUCCUCUUUCUGCACAAAAUAAACGUGAUUAUGCCGAAAAACAUGGUUACGCUUUCGUGUCUCGUUCAACAGAAUUUGUUCAACAAUUAUUAAGAAAGAGAAAAGAAGUUUGGGGUAAAAUUGAUGCAGUAGAAAAAGUUUUACCUUAUUAUGAAUGGUUAAUUUGGUUAGAUAUGGACGCUAUUUUUGUUAAUAGAACUCUUUCUAUUGAAGAUUUAUUAAAAAUGAGUGAAGAAAAAGUUGGAGGAAAAAAAGAAUUUGAAAAAAUUAAUUUUAUUGUCGCAAGACCUAUUGGUGAUGAUAUGAUUAAUGCUGGCGUAUUCUUAAUCAGGAAUAGUGAUUGGGCUAGAGACUUUAUUAGGAAUGGUAUACAAGCAAGAAGGGAUCGUGCUUAUCGUGGUAUGAAAGAACAACAAGCUAUGCGUGAUGCUAUUAAACAACCAAAUUGGAAACCAAAUGUUUUAUAUUUGAAUGGAGAUGAUCAUACGAUAAAUACUUUCCCUGAUAGGUACGUUCGAGGUGAUUAUAUCGUACAUUAUGCUCCUGAAGAAGGUUGUCCUGCUGACCCCGUACUUGGUGGUCUAAAAAAGGUUGCAAUGUUGGAAGAAUCUCCUGAUGAUGAAAUAAUUUUACCAUUUUAA
Rhizophagus irregularis DAOM 181602=DAOM 197198 is the source of this 1722-nucleotide messenger RNA. RefSeq lists its product as uncharacterized. The record is from RefSeq and is a predicted model, not a curated record. Gene Ontology annotation, biological process: protein N-linked glycosylation. Gene Ontology annotation, molecular function: glycosyltransferase activity. Gene Ontology annotation, cellular component: Golgi membrane. NCBI's taxonomy places the organism in Eukaryota, Fungi, Glomeromycota, Glomeromycetes, Glomerales, Glomeraceae.